Messenger RNA from Acanthoscelides obtectus, 696 nucleotides. The record is from the annotation of a GenBank genome assembly. NCBI's taxonomy places the organism in Eukaryota, Metazoa, Arthropoda, Insecta, Coleoptera, Chrysomelidae.
UUAGAGACUGCCCAUCUCUAGCAAAAAAUGUUCUCGUAUUACUUCAAUUAUGUCACUUGUCAUGUCAAUUGCGUUUCUGCUUUCUGUCAGUCUGUCAAUUUUCCCCCAUCCCCCAUCCUCCAUAGAAGUUCUUGGGGUGGAAAAUCCGUGUUUCCACUUUCAUUCUCAUAUUUUAUUAGUAAACAGCCCCAACAAUGUCUGGUUCAGUAGGAAAGGCUGCCAAGCCCCAACUGCGAGGUCUUCUGCACCAGCAAAUUAAGAGGAACAUUCUUUUGGCUGCUGCCGUUGCCACUGCCGCUGCAGUUGUCCAGAAGGUUUUCGUGAACAAUCCCCGUAUGCAGGUCUACGCCGAUUUUUACAAGACCUACGAUAUUGAAAAAACUUUCCACCAAAUGAGAAACAAAGGGCUGUUUGAUUCAUGUGAACCUGAUAACUAAUUGAAGUUACUCGAAUGGUUGUAGUCAUUUUGUUGAAUUAUUAUGUGUAAUAAAAUACUUAAAAUAGGUUAUUUCAGAAAGUUUCAUUUCCCGGUGGUUUCUGCCUUGCAGUGUUCCAGGCAGUUGCCGUGGAGUUUUUUUGUACCGAUUUGCCGUAUAUCAUAGAAACAAUUGCUGUACGGCUGGAACUUUUUAAUAAAAUCGUUAAGUGCUUAAGUAUCUUAAAAAUAUAGUUUUUUAAUAAAGUUUUGGGAAAUUC